AUGGGCCACCAUUUGUUCAUCGAAGAUUUGCCGAUUCAGGACUUUGUAAUGGAGUGCUCGGCCAGACCGAUGAUCUGCAGUUCAACGCGAUUCGAAUUUGAUAUGUGGAAGACUGAAAAAACGGACGAUGUCGGCUCAUUCCUACGAGUGUCACAUCCGGAACAAGUACGCAAGAAGUACUUCUACGAUAUGAGUUUCAAAGAACAUCGACAUAAAUACCUCACGCAAGCGAGUUUCACGAAUAAUGUGAUGUACAGCACUGCAUUCACGAAGAAAGGAGUCAGUGUCUACCUCAUGGAAUUCGACCAUGGGCCAGUGCAGAUUCAUGCCUCUGACAUGCCGUACUUCAUUGGAUUGCAUAUGCGAAACUUUACAGCUGACGAUGAGCUUGUCGAUCGAUUUUAUGCGAAGAGUUUCUUAAAUUUCAUUCAUGGGCGGAAACCUGAUAAAGACUGGCUGCCGUUCGAUCCAUCAAAGCGAAAUUAUUACUCUGUUGAAGCGAAUUUCUCGAAAGGCAUUUUUCCGAGUAACAAAAUGGACUACCAUUCCGAAAUAGUUGAUUAUUGGCUUCACAAUAUGACCGCAUUCGAUAGAAGUCUUUCUAAAAAGGCUGCUAUUCAACUGCUUUCCGAACAAAUUGAUGUUACGCCAAGCCACUCCAUAUUCCGCACCGCACUGUCCGGUCUACUGUUCGGUCUCAGUCUAGCUCUUGUAUUCUUCAAUUCUGAUGGCAGUAUGGGCCGCACUGUCCCCGCAGGAUCCACCGAAUCACGAGCAAGUUCCUUUAGUGCACCGGAAAGAAACUCAGAUCAAUCGAAAGCAGACUGUUAUUGUGUCGUCAUUGAAGAGACGCUGACGAAGGAAAGGGAAGAACCGGUGAUUCCCGUACAUGUAGUACUGCCGCAUAGAAUUUAA
Molecule: messenger RNA, 915 nt
Organism: Ostertagia ostertagi
Lineage: Eukaryota; Metazoa; Nematoda; Chromadorea; Rhabditida; Trichostrongylidae
Source: the annotation of a GenBank genome assembly